Ictalurus furcatus (blue catfish) is the source of this 5653-nucleotide messenger RNA. It is a transcript of the gene myom1b, whose product is annotated as myomesin 1b. The transcript is spliced from 38 exons. Gene Ontology annotation, molecular function: protein binding. NCBI's taxonomy places the organism in Eukaryota, Metazoa, Chordata, Actinopteri, Siluriformes, Ictaluridae. Bases 180 to 4574 code for a protein of 1464 amino acids. The record is from RefSeq and is a predicted model, not a curated record.
CAGUACUUUGCGUGAAUUUUGAGCUUUGUUGAUCCUCCCUCGGACCUGGAGCCUUGUUUGUACCUCUAUGCUACCUGACUUGAUUUCAGCCCACAGAGCUUUGGAUAAGACACUUUUAAGACUUCAGUGUAAGAGAACUUCAGAGCAGAAGCUAGGCACUGAGCUAUAAGGAGAAGGCGAUGUCUGGAUCGAUCCCGUUCUACCAGAAGCACCACCGUCACUAUGACCGUGCCUACCGUAGCCGGGAGGCGGAGUCCACAAUCAGCCAAUACCAGCAGAGCUCCAGUGCUUACUCCGCCCACAGAACCAACACAAAAGGCAUCAGAGAUUCCACCUUUACCUCUCUGGAUGGGAUGGGGGAGAGAUCCAAUCCCACCUACCUGGCUGUGGACAAAGGGAACCAGAUUAUAGGCUAUGUGGUGCCCAUCUUCAGGGGAAGUCAAGAGUUUGCGAGUGGUCUGUCAGACACUGAAGAGGCUCGGGCUAAACAGAGUGCUGGUUACCUGGCGCGCAGGGACCUCUUCACCAGUGGGGUGGAGAUGGAACGCGUGGAACACAAGUCUCGCAGAACCGUCAUGAGGGAGUCCGCAGAGCGCAUUUCCCUCACCAAGAGGAUUCAUGACAACGAAGAGUACCACAAGCGCCUGAACGAGGAUCACCUGAUGCGUUCCCCAGAGUUUGUGAUCAAGCCCCGCUCGCACACUGUGUGGGAAAAACAGUGUGUGCGGCUACACUGCACGGUUUCAGGAUGGCCUGAGCCCCGGAUUGUGUGGUACAAGAACAAUGUUACCAUUGACCCAAUGGCUCAUCCCGGGAAGUACAAACUAGUGAGCAGCUACAAUGUCCACUCUCUGGAGAUUAACAAAUGUGACUUUGAUGACACUGCCCAGUAUCGUGUGUCUGCCAUGAACAGCAAGGGGGAGCUUUCAGCUUUUGCCUCUGUCGUGGUCAAACGAUUCAAAGGGGAAGUUGAUGAGUCUCUCCCAGCUCCCAGACUCUAUAAGAAAUGGUCCGGCUCUGAAGUGCCCUGCCUGGAGUAUGGAUUGACUUUCGAAACACAUAUUGUAGAGAAGUUUGGUGUGUCUUUUGGACGUGAGGGUGAGACAAUGAGUCUGGGCUGCUCUGUUAUCAUCUACCCAUCAUUGCAACGCUUCCAGCCUGAGAUUGAGUGGUACAGAGAUGAUAAGUUGCUGGUGCCAUCUAAGUGGGUUCAGAUGCACUGGAGUGGGGACAGAGCUACUCUUACACUCACACACCUCAAUAAAGAAGACGAGGGGCUUUACACUCUCCGAGUCAUCACAAAGUCUGGCUAUGAGACACACUCAGCCUAUGUCUUUGUCCGAGAUACUGACGCAGAGGUUGCAGGGGCUCCUGGUGCUCCCCUGGAUGUGUUUUGUCAAGAAGCUAAUAAAGAUUAUGUCAUUGUUACAUGGAAACAGCCUGCUGUGGAUGGAGGCAGCUCCAUUCUGGGAUACUUUGUAGACAGGUGUGAAGUUGGCACAUCUCACUGGAUUCAGUGCAAUGAUACUCCAAUCAAGUUUGCCCGUUUUCCAGUUACUGGACUCGUUGAAGGCCGCAGCUAUAUUUUCCGUGUGCGUGCAGUGAAUAAGUGUGGCAUGAGUCAUCCUUCUCGAGUGUCUGAACCCGUGGCGGCCAUGGAUCCUGCUGACCGUGCUCGCAAAGGAGCCUCUGCACCUUGGACUGGCCAGAUCAUUGUUACUGAGGAAGAGCCUGUAGAGGGUGUGGUUCCUGGCAAACCUCGUGACCUCACAGUUAUUGAGGCCACCAAGAACUAUGUGGUUCUGAGCUGGAAGCCGCCAGGCGACAAGGGAUAUGAGGGUGUCAUGUACUAUGUUGAGAAGUGUGUGUCUGGCACAGACAGCUGGCAACGUGUGAACACAGAGCUUCCAGUAAAGUCUCCACGCUUUGCUUUAUUUGACUUGUCUGAGGGGAAAUCUUACUGCUUCCGUGUCCGCUGCUGUAACUCUGCUGGCGUCGGUGAACCUUCAGACCCCACAGAGGCCAUUCAAGUGGGAGAUAAACUGGAUAUUCCGUCUGCCCCAGGCCGGGUAGUGCCAACCCGAAACACAGACACAUCUGUCGUUGUGUCAUGGGAGGCAUCACGGGAGGCUAAAGAGCUGGUGGGCUACUACAUUGAGACUAGUGUUUCUGGAAGCAAUGCUUGGGACCCCUGCAACAAUAAGCCUGUCAAAGCCACCAGAUUUGUGUGUCAUGGCUUGACAACAGGUGAAAAGUAUGUUUUCCGUGUGAGGGCGGUUAACGCAGCCGGAAUCAGUGAGUUCUCACAGGAGUCUGAGUCCAUCGAAGUUAAAGCUGCUAUUGCCUCCCCUGCUCCACCCUAUGGCAUUUCCGUGUUGGAGAGUGUAAGGGAUUCUAUGGUGCUGGCCUGGAAGCAGCCAACAUUCAUUGGUGGUGCUGACAUCACUGGGUACUUUGUGGAUUAUCGUGAGGUCAUCAGUGGAGUACCUGGAAAAUGGCAUGAGGCUAACAUUAAGGCAGUCAGUGAGAGAGCCUACAGGGUCUCUGAUCUAAAGGAGAACAUGUUCUACCAGUUCCAGGUUCGUGCUGCAAACAUGGCUGGUGUUGGCAUCCCAUCUCUGCCUAGUCAGACCUUUAAAUGUGAAGAGUGGACCAUUGCUGUGCCAGGUCCCCCACAUGACCUUCAAGUCCUGGAAGUACGUAAGGACUCUUUGGUGUUGCUCUGGAAACCACCAGUGUACCAGGGUCGUGAUGCGGUCAAUGGCUAUUACAUUGAUAUCAAGGAGGCUGAUGCAGAUUUUGAGAAAUGGAGAGGAGUCAAUGAGAAAGCUACAAGCAAGACAUACAUGAAGAUUAAGGACCUGAAAGAGGGAGUGUCUUAUGUUUUCCGUGUACGAGCUCAGAACAAAGCUGGUGUGGGCAAAGCAUCUGAAGAAACAGAGCCAGUGUUGGCUGAGACUAAACCAGGAACUAUGGAGUUGGUUGUGGAUGUUGAUGAUGAAGGUGUGAUUUCAAUGAACUUCGAAUGUCAUAAUCUCACUGCUGAAUCCAAGUUCAUCUGGUCCAAGAACUAUGAGGAGAUGAAAGACUCUAACCGUUUGACCAUGGAGACCAAGGGCAACAAGUCCAAAGCGAUCUUUAACUCUCCUUCUGAGGAGGACCUGGGUAUCUACUCCUGUGCUGUUACUCACACUGAUGGAGUCUCUGCCAGCUACACCCUGACUGAGGAGGGCCUGAAGGAGCUGCUGAAGAUCAGUCAUGACCACAAAUUCCCCAUUAUUCCUCUGAAAUCAGAGUUAGGUGUGCAGUUGUUAGAGAAAGGUAGGGUUCGUUUCUGGCUGCAGGCUGAGAAGAUUUCUGCUAACGGCAAAGUUGAAUAUGUUUUCAAUGACAACCUGAUCUCUCAGGGGGAGAAAUAUAAGAUGAACUUUGAUAAGAAUACUGGUAUCAUUGAGAUGUUUAUGGAGUCACUGGGGAAAGAGGAUGAAGGAACGUACACUUUCCAACUCCAGGAUGGCAAAGCCACCAACCAGUCCAGCCUGGUACUUAUAGGAGAAGUUUUCAAACAAUUGCAAAAAGAAUCCGAGUUCCAGAGGAAAGAAUGGCACAGGAAACAAGGUCCUCAUUUUGUGGAGUAUCUAAGUUACGAGGUCACACCCGAGUGCAUUGUGAGACUGAAGUGCAAGGUGGGUAACAUGAAGAAGGACUCUGUAGCAUUGUGGUAUAAGGAUGGAAGAGAGAUAAAGGCCAGUGAGAAACUGGAUUUCUCUGAGGGAGUGCUGACGCUGGAGAUUACUAAGAUCUCUAAGAAGGAUGCGGGUGUGUAUGAGGUGAUUGUAAAGGAUGACAGAGGCCAAGACAAAUCCACACUUAACCUGACUGACCAAGGAUUCAAGGACCUGAUGAACCAAGUUUUCAGUGUUAUUGCAAACUCUUCCACUCUACUGAAGAUCCAGAGCACUGAGGAGGGCAUCCGCCUGUACACAUUCGUCAAUUAUUACAAUGAUGAACUGCUCGUCACCUGGCAACACAAGGAUUCUGCCAUUGCCUUUACUGAUCGAAUUAAGAGUGGUGUGGUGGGUGAGCAGUUGUGGCUGCAGAUCAGUGAACCAACAGAGAAAGACAAGGGCAAGUAUGCCAUCGAGUUCUUUGAUGGGAAAGGAGGACUGAAGAGGACAAUAGAGCUGGCUGGACAAGCAUAUGAUGAUGCUUAUGCAGAAUUCCAGCGACUGAAAGCUGCUGCCAUUGCAGAACGAAAUCGGGCUCGUGUGGCAGGCGGUUUGCCUGAUGUAGUAACCAUCCAGGAGGGCAAGGCCCUGAAUCUGACAUGUAAUAUCUCGGGAGACCCCGUGCCUGAGGUGACCUGGCUGAAGAACGAGAGAGAGAUGGUGUCUGACGACCACUAUGUCCUCAAGUUCGAGUCUGGCAAGUUUGCCAGCUUCACCAUCACCACCGUGAACACAAGUGACUCGGGAAAAUACAGCAUCUUGGUGAAGAACAAGUACGGCACAGAGAGCGGCGACUUCACCGUAAGUGUCUUCAUCCCUGACGACAUGCCUGUCAAGAAAAAGUAGAAAACAACAAACACAACUGGGAUUGCAAUAAAAAGCAAGAAAAUAUGUACAAGGGUUGAGACUAACAGAACCAGUUAAUAAAUGCCUUCUUAAAAGUGAAUUAUAAUAUUUUAACAUUAUACUAGCAAGCAUACAAAAAGCCUCCAUUACAGCCAGGUGGUCAGCUGUCUAGGGGUAUUUUCACUUUGGAGAGUGUUACAGAAUGGUGCUAAAAUAUGUUAUAGGUUGAAAAUGAAAAAUAAAAGAAACUCUUGGUCCAAUUGUUUUCCCAAACCUCCACAUUAGUCCCCCAGAAUGACAUGUAGAAAAACUGUUAGCAGUGCUUUAUAAUGCUUUAUUAUAUGUAUAAGGUUAAUAAUGCUUGGUAAAGUCAUGCUGUAUGGCUGAGGUUACCUUAAUCAAUAUUCAGUAUUUAGAAGUUCCCAUAAUCAGGAUUCUACAGCUAAUUACCAUGAAGUGCCCUCAUUAACUGAAUCUGGAACCUUUCCUAGUGGCAUCACUGAACUUCAGUCUCAAAAACCUUAUCUAUUGUGUGAUCUAACUCAGGACUAGAGCAGCACUUUAGUUUUAGUCAAUUAUUAUGUUGUGUGUGAAUUGAUUUAUUGUAAAAGACCUGCAACACUGAUGUGAGCAUGAAAGCUUAGGUAUGAAGAGAAAGUGAGCUCUCUGAAUAUAUUUAGUUAGGAAUACUUCUAUCAUAUGUCAUUGAAGUGUCAUGUCAUUAAUAAAUCACUGCAUGUUAAUUACGGUUACACAUCCUGACACGUUUGAGUGGAUAUAACAUCCUUUCCCGAGUCUGCAUCACAAACUUCACCUCUUCCUGGACACUGCAUAGAAAUUGUGAGAUCACGUAUCACUGUGUUAAUGUUUUGGCACCAUUUCUUGUGUCACUCCAAGAUGAUGACGUCGUUGUCCUGUUCCAAAUAAACAGAGUACAUAUUCCCUCACUUCCCUCUCUGUGUCUCUCAUUCACUUUGCUCUCCUCCACUUCUGUACUCAUCCACUUCACUCUCAUCCCUCACUCAUGCUCCUGCACCUGCUGUGGAUGAAGUUCCUUCCCAUGGAUCCCUGUGUUGUAU